GAGAGAGAAAGAGAAACAGAGCAAAGCAUUGUUUCAUGGCACUGUAGCAAUCUCUCUCAAACCCUCCUCAUAUGAUCUAAUACCUCUCUCCGAUCAUUCGUCAACAGUGUCACUGUCCAUAUUUAUAAACACUAUUUCCUUUUUUUGCCCUCUCUUUUUUGAUUCUGCAAAGUCGUAAGGUAUUGUACAGAGCAAAAAACCUAAUUCCCAAUGGCGUUCUACGAACGGAGCACAGGAAGAAACGGGUCCCAGUCGGAUCCUCAGGUGGAAUGGGCUCCGGUUGAGGCCGCAACGGGUCUCGAAGAAUCAAUGCAGAGUUUUGGGUUGUGGGGCAGAGAAUUGUACCCGGAGAGGCCGGGUGUGCCCGACUGUGCAUACUACAUGCGAACUGGAUUCUGUGGAUACGGUGUCAAAUGCCGUUAUAAUCACCCUCGUGAUCGUAGCUCCGUUGAAGGUGCUGUAAGAUUUGGAGGGGACUACCCAGAGCGACUGGGGGAACCUGCAUGCCAGUAUUAUUUAAGGACAGGGACUUGUAAAUUUGGUGCUUCCUGCAAGUUCCACCAUCCUAGAAAUGCUGGUGGAACCUUGAGUAAUGUGCCACUAAAUAUUUAUGGAUACCCAUUACGACCGGACGAGAAAGAAUGCUCCUACUAUUUGAAAACGGGGCAGUGCAAAUUUGGUUCAACCUGUAAAUUCCAUCACCCUCUACCUAGUGGCAUAUCAUUGCCAGCAUCUGCACGUCCAUUUUAUCCGACAGUGCAGUCUCAUUCAGCUCCUUCACCUGAACAAAGUGGGGGCACAUUAACCAGCUACAGGGUUGCAAGGCCUCCCUUAUUACCUGGUUCAUAUGUGCCAGGUGCUUAUGGUCCUGUGCUGCUUUCCCCAGGAGUGGUUCACAUGCCAAAUUGGACUCCUUACUCAGGACCCAUAAGCCCUGUAUUGUCUCCGGGUGCUCAACCCUCGGUUGGUGCAGCUUCUCUGUAUGGAAUGUCACAGUUAUCUUCUUCAGCACCUGCACUUGCAGGACCUUAUCCCCAUUUACCCCCUUCUGCUGGGCCUUCAAGCAGUAGUCAGAAUGAUCGAUUAUUUCCAGAUAGACCUGGAGAACCUGAAUGUCAAUACUACAUGAAAACUGGGGAUUGUAAGUUUGGAUUGUCUUGUAGGUAUCAUCAUCCACCCGACUGGGUUGCGUCAAAGACCAACUGUUUUUUCAGUCCCAUGGGUUUCCCUCUCCGCCCGGGAAUGCUUGAUUUGGUGGCAAUACUAUAUUGCUGGGAUCCAGAUGUGAAGUUUACUAUAGUGAAGCUUGAGGGGUUCAAACUACGUAGUGAGACUAUUAAAUCGAUCAUAACCCAUGAUAGCAGAAUUAGAUACUUCGAUUCAGAAAAUGGGAAGCGAAAGAUCUUUCGUUACAUCAUGGCAGCUGCAUUUUUGUAG
Molecule: messenger RNA, 1437 nt
Organism: Ilex paraguariensis (yerba mate)
Lineage: Eukaryota; Viridiplantae; Streptophyta; Magnoliopsida; Aquifoliales; Aquifoliaceae
Source: the annotation of a GenBank genome assembly